CUUUCCACCCACUCUCUGAGCAAUGCUCCGGCGGGACAGACUUUUGGCCCAGCCCCUUCUUGGCGGACCCUUGUGUUCCCACCCCACUAUGCAGCCCUGUCCCACUCCUUCACUUCGUAUACUUUCCCUCACCCUGGUACGAGCCCUGAAUUAUCACCCCUGGCCCUCCACCCUUUCCUCCUGAGCCUCCUUUUCUGGCUCUGGCCCGCUAUCCUCCAGUCUUGCCGUGUCCCUGCUGUCACUCGCUUGCUCUUACCUCUCAGUCCGCCCAGUUUUCCUUUUCACCUCUGCACCAGCCACCUCUCUCCCUAGAAAUGCCCUUUUCUGGUCACCUCACUUAGAGCUCUUUCCCUGCCAGGAACGUCCAAAUUGCUCCUUUCUCUCGACUUCUCUGUCCAUAAUCUAAGGUUUCUUCCAAGGUACACUCCACCUGGUAUCCAGCAUCCUCCUUCUCUUCUUCAGUCCCAACUGUAAAACUCUUCAUUGAUGGCAAAUUUGUUGAAUCCAAAAGUGAUAAAUGGAUUGACAUCCACAACCCAGCCACUAAUGAGGUUAUUGGUCGGGUCCCUCAGUCCACCAAGGCUGAAAUGGAUGCAGCCAUUGCUUCCUGCAAGCGUGCUUUCCCUGCAUGGGCAGACACAUCAGUGUUGAGCCGGCAGCAGGUCCUGCUCCGCUAUCAACAACUUAUUAAAGAAAACUUGAAAGAAAUUGCCAAGUUAAUCACAUUGGAACAAGGGAAGACCCUAGCUGAUGCUGAAGGAGAUGUAUUCCGAGGCCUUCAGGUGGUCGAGCAUGCCUGUAGUGUGACAUCCCUCAUGUUGGGAGAAACUAUGCCAUCCAUCACCAAAGACAUGGACCUUUAUUCCUAUCGUCUGCCCCUGGGAGUGUGUGCAGGCAUUGCUCCAUUUAAUUUUCCUGCCAUGAUCCCCCUUUGGAUGUUUCCCAUGGCCAUGGUUUGUGGGAAUACUUUCCUAAUGAAACCAUCAGAGCGAGUCCCUGGAGCAACUAUGCUUCUUGCUAAGCUGCUUCAGGAUUCUGGUGCCCCUGAUGGAACACUGAACAUCAUCCAUGGACAACAUGAAGCUGUAAAUUUUAUUUGUGAUCAUCCGGACAUCAAAGCAAUCAGCUUUGUGGGAUCCAACCAGGCAGGAGAGUAUAUCUUUGAAAGAGGAUCAAGACAUGGAAAGAGGGUUCAAGCCAACAUGGGAGCCAAAAACCAUGGGGUAGUCAUGCCAGAUGCCAACAAGGAAAAUACUCUGAACCAGCUGGUUGGAGCAGCAUUCGGAGCUGCUGGUCAGCGCUGCAUGGCUCUUUCAACAGCAAUCCUUGUGGGAGAGGCUAAGAAGUGGCUUCCAGAGCUGGUGGAGCGUGCCAAAAAGCUGAGGGUCAAUGCAGGAGACCAGCCUGGAGCUGAUCUUGGCCCUCUGAUCACUCCCCAGGCCAAAGAGCGAGUCUGUAAUCUGAUUGAUAGUGGAACAAAGGAGGGAGCUUCCAUCCUUCUGGAUGGGCGAAAAAUUAAAGUGAAAGGUUAUGAAAAUGGUAACUUUGUUGGACCAACCAUCAUCUCAAAUGUCAAGCCAAAUAUGACCUGUUACAAAGAAGAGAUUUUUGGUCCAGUUCUUGUGGUUCUGGAGACAGAAACAUUAGAUGAAGCCAUCAAGAUCGUAAACGACAACCCUUAUGGAAAUGGAACUGCCAUCUUCACCACCAAUGGAGCCACUGCUCGGAAAUAUUCCCACCUGGUCGAUGUGGGACAGGUGGGAGUGAAUGUCCCUAUUCCAGUGCCUUUGCCAAUGUUCUCAUUCACUGGUUCUCGAUCAUCUUUCAGGGGAGACACCAAUUUCUAUGGCAAACAGGGCAUCCAGUUCUACACUCAGCUAAAGACCAUCACUUCUCAAUGGAAAGAAGAAGAUGCUACUCUUUCCUCACCUGCUGUAGUCAUGCCUACCAUGGGCCGUUAGAACUAAGUUUCUCUAAGACUCAGUUGUCCUGAGAAAUCUCCCUUCACUCUUGACCGACUUCAUUUGUCAACUUUGCUCAGAUCAGAUGCUUGGGAUUAGAAUAUGUUGUUGUUCAACUCUUUCUCAGGACUCUUGGCCCCUUCAAAUUUGCUGUUGGGAGACCCCUAGUGUAACACUAACUUGCUCUUCUUAUUUCUGCUUUGAAGGCAACUCUUGUAACUAUAAUGCUAUCUGGAAUAAGAGCUUAGUUUUCUGUUUUCUAAAACCUUUUCCUCUUUUCUUAAUGACCCGAAGGAGGGUAAGGUCAGUGAAGAACCCUUGGAUGAGAAAACAGGACAGAACUAGUUCAUGAACCUCUUGUGGAGCUUUAAACACAGCCCUUCAUCAGUGCCAGUGGGCAAAACCCCUCUGCCAAGAUUUCCUGAGCUGCUUGCCCAUUCCCUCACUACAUAGGUAUAAUCCAUUUCUAUUUAUCCUAACAAUGUGAUCACUGCUUUCUUUUCUGCUCAAUGCCACUUUGUUGUCCCUGUGAUUCAUGACCACUAAUUCUAUAAUUGUUCUGGUUCCUGCUUCUUAAAAUCAAAUCUCAAGAAUACCUCAGUGUACAAUGGAUAAAUCAAUGUUUUAUGUGCCAAAUGUUAAUUGUCAGAGUUACUUCAAUCAUUUAUCAGUACUUCAGUCAUUAAUUCAGAUGCAAUAAUUUUCUUAGAAAAUUCUUUCAAAAGUUAUUUUAGACCCAGAAAUCAAGGAGGGUUCCACCCACAAAACCAUGUUAGAUUCUUGCCUUAAACAAGUCAUAUAUUCUAUUAUUUGCCAAUUUUUUAAAAAAAUAUAUUUUAUUUUAUUGGUACCAAACAUUAAACACAGGGGUGCUUAACCACUGAACCAUGUCCCCGGUAUUUUUAUUUUUUAUUUUGAGACAAGGUCUUACUAAGUUGCUUAGCACCUUACUAGGUUAGUGAGGCUGGCUUUGAGCUUGCAAUCCUCCUGCCUCAGCCUCCUGAGUCACUGGAAUUACAGGCAUGUGCCAGCCACCAUACCUGGCUUACCAAAUUUUAUAUAUUACUCUUUCUUUUUGCCUGGAUUUCUCAUUAGUGAUACUUUUUACUGAGAGAACUCCUCAUGUGAUUGAUUAGGGCCUAAUAAAUUUCUAAAUUUUUCAUUACUUAAAAUAGUGAAGAAGAAAUGCUUUGACAGUCUUCGGUUAAUUCAGCUGCCUUUAACCUUUGUUUCUUUGAUAUGUCUUUUUGUUUUUUUUGGUGGCAGAUGGGAUUGAACCUAGCGAUACUUUACCACUGAGCUACAUCCCCAGUCCUUUUUAGUUUUGAUUUUGAGACAGGGUCUUACUAAGUUGCUGAGGGUCUUGUUAAAUUUGGGGGGCUUGGCUUAAACUUGCAAUCCUCCUGUCUUGUCCUCCUGAGUCCAACAGGCAUGUGCCACUAUAUCUAAUCUUGAAAUUAGAAUUGAAGUUAAUGUGCUCUCUGAACUAGGGGAAGACUUCUGGCUCUGAUGGCAUAAUCCCUUAGCCAGAUGGUAUCAUUUAUUUUUCUGUUUCUCCAUAAGUCAUUUAGUGCUACCCUACUCCAUGGGGAGUUAUGGAGUGUGAAGUACUUUGAAAAUGUUGUGCAUGGAUAGAAUGUCAGAACCUUCAAUAAUUUAAGGUGACUGAAACAAAAUACACUUGGAACCUUACUCUGGGUUUUUGUUUGUUUUUUCUGCCUCCCUACAAGUGAGGCAAUAGAAAUUUAUAGUUUGAGAAUACAAUUGCCCCUUGUUUUCUGUCUUAUAAAACACAGCUGAUAUUUAAUACAAUCCAACAACUUCAGACUGGGUUGAAUAAAAAUUUAUUAUUGCCUAAAUUCCAAGUGGAAUUAAACAUAACCACGAAGAUUCCUAACAUUUUCCUUACAUUUAAGGAAAAUCACUUUUUAAAAAAUACUGACUAAUCAGAAUUGUGUUGCUCUCAUUGGAAUAAACUCAUUUGGCUAACUA
This is a messenger RNA of Marmota monax (woodchuck), 3953 nucleotides long. It is a transcript of the gene Aldh6a1, whose product is annotated as aldehyde dehydrogenase 6 family member A1. Gene Ontology annotation, cellular component: mitochondrion. Gene Ontology annotation, molecular function: malonate-semialdehyde dehydrogenase (acetylating, [NAD(P)+]) activity; methylmalonate-semialdehyde dehydrogenase (acylating, NAD+) activity. The record is from RefSeq and is a predicted model, not a curated record. Bases 588 to 1961 code for a protein of 457 amino acids. NCBI's taxonomy places the organism in Eukaryota, Metazoa, Chordata, Mammalia, Rodentia, Sciuridae. Gene Ontology annotation, biological process: L-valine catabolic process; thymine catabolic process. The transcript has 12 exons.